AUGAAUGCGUCUUUUGUACUUCUGAGUGUUACAUCACUUUGUCUUGACCAUGUUAACUUUAAGCCUAGAAAUUUUUUGGAUUAUGUUGUUUAUUUUCCUAUGCUUGAGGAUCUCUCAUUUGUCGAAUGCAAUAACAUAUUUGAUUUUAACAUUGUUGCACCAAAACUUGGUAGUUUGAAUAUCAUCCCGCGCAAGUUUUUAUGUUAUUGUUACAAAGGAUUUGGUGUUCUGCAACCUAACUUGGACUUGAGAUCUAUAUCAGGUCUUAAUUUGGAUUGUUCCACUUGUUGCUUUGAGAUGUUUAUUGAAAAACUUACUAGAGUGGGAAAUGCACCUGCACUAAACAUUGAACUCCUCAAGCUACAUAUAUCAAGUUAUAGCUUUCCGCCAAAAAAUAUAAAUAAUUCUGCAUUCAUACAUCUGCUGCAAGCAUGCCCAAAAUUAUGCGAACUUGAUAUGUGGGGUCUACAGUAUUUGAAGAUAAAUCCAGAGGAUUUUGUGCUUAUGGAGGAACUCAGCAGUGUGGCUCGAACAUUGAAAAUGCUUCGCACUUUGAAGUCUAGCCAUUUUAAUGGGUGGAGGCCUGAAAUGCAGUCUAUUAAAGUGUUACUUGCUUGCUUUCUAGGAAUUAAGAAGGUUGUCAUUGUUCGAGGUUGGAUUCGCUCUGAUGAAGAAUUUAAAAUUAUGCAGGAACUUUUACGUUUCCCUCGUGCCUCAAAAGCAGAAUUUUUUUACAUAAAGUAAUCUUAAUUUUAUUCCGUUUCCUUAGUACGUAAGUUCUAUAUUGUGUAAUGGUUUGUGAGAUUGCUUAUUAGGCUUGAAUGUACUAUC
Molecule: messenger RNA, 831 nt
Organism: Ipomoea nil (Japanese morning glory)
Lineage: Eukaryota; Viridiplantae; Streptophyta; Magnoliopsida; Solanales; Convolvulaceae
Exons: 3
Coding region: 1-744 (247 amino acids)
Source: RefSeq, a predicted model, not a curated record